UUGUAUGCUACUCCUUGAAAUGUCAGCACCCUCGUUGUCUCUGCCGUAUUGAGCAGGCUGUUACUAGUUACCACAGCCACAAAGUCAAAGCUAUGGCUAAACCUCGCCUAUUUCCAAAACGUUUCUUCUAAAAAAUCUGAUGUUAAACCUAACCUUAACCACACUGCUAUCCUUGUGCCUAACCACAACCUUAUGUUAAGACCAAAAAGCUUUUUUCCCCCCAUACAUUUUUAUGAUAUCCAUUUUUACUUUGUGGCUUCGAUAACUAGUGUCAACCGACCCGAGCGCCCGGUUCUGAACUUCAACAACGGUGAGAGGUCUGCUGAAGUUAAAACUGCACGGGGAACGAAGAGGCGCCCGCUUUCAUCACCUAGUUUUUUCUCAUUCUUGGAACGAUGGAGUUGAAUCCAAAGAGGACUGUUUUGACGUUGCUUUUGAUCCAAUGUUGGAGCAUCCCCCGGUCCCUAUCCUUUAAUGUGGGGACGGCAGGAGCCAAGGUAUUCUCUGGACCUGCACUCGAGGAGUUUGGAUACACCGUGAAACAGUUCAGAAAUCACCAGGGAAAAUGGUUGCUGGUUGGUUCUCCCUGGAGUGGAUACAACCAGGACAGGAAAGGAGACAUCUACAAGUGUGAGAUCAGAGGGUCCAGUUCAGGCUGCCAGAGACUCAACCUGCAGAACUCAGUCAGCAUGUCAACAGUGAAGAACAUCAAUGUCAACAUGAGUCUGGGGCUAACCCUCACCCACACAGCUACAGAAGAUAAGUUCAUGACAUGUGGACCCCUGUGGGCUCAGAAGUGUGGCAGCCAGUAUUAUUACCCAGGGAUCUGUGCAGAAGUGAACCCUCUCUUCAACCCCCUGUCUUCGUUCUCACCCGCCCUUCAAACUUGUGGGGGUCCAAUGGAUAUUGCUAUUAUUGUGGAUGGAUCCAACAGUAUAUAUCCCUGGCCACCCAUUGUGGCUUUCCUCAAGAAACUGUUGGAGAAUUUAGAUAUUGGACCAGAUAAUACUCAGGCAAGUAUUAUACAGUACGGGGUUGAGCCAGUCGUUGAAUUCCAUCUGAACGCCUACAAAACCAAAGACUCGAUCAUUGCGGCUGCAGCCAACAUUCUACAGAGGGAAGGCCUGGAGACAAACACCUUCCGCGCCAUUGAAUUUGCUCGACAGAACGCGUUCCUGCCCGGGAACGGAGCUCGACCCGGAGCCAGCAAAGUGAUGGUGGUGGUGACGGACGGAGAGUCUCACGACAAGAACCUCCGAGACGACGUCAUCAGGAAGUGUGAGAGUGAGAAGAUCACCCGCUUUGGUAUUGCUGUCCUUGGGUAUUACAUAAGAAAUGACAUUGACACUAAGAACCUGAUUGCGGAGAUCAAGUCCAUCGCCAGCACCCCGACAGAUAGGUAUUUCUUCAACGUAUCAGCUGAGGAGGCUCUGCUCGAGAUCGCUGGAUCUCUGGGAGACCGCAUCUUCAACAUUGAGGGUACUGGGAAAGGUGGUGACUUUCAGAUGGAGAUGUCCCAAGUGGGAUUCAGUGCCCACCAAACCAAGAAGCAGAACAUGAUUAUGCUGGGUGCAGUGGGGGCCUAUGGCUGGAGUGGUACUGUGGUUCACUACACCACCCAGAAAUCGGACAUCUUCCCCAAGACGGCCUUUGAGAGAAUUCUAGAGGACAGAAACCACAGCUCACUAUUAGGUAAGUGAGCUUGCAAUCAUCUACGAGUCAAUAUUGUCUCCUUUAUCUUCUAUGUGGCUCGGUCCAACCACACUGGACAGGUCAUAGUGUACAUCAUCAACGGCAAGGGACAACCCACCGUCAUCGACUCCCAGAGGGGAGACCAGAUUGGCUCCUACUACGGCAGCGUACUCUGUCCUCUGGAUGUGGAUAAAGAUGGUGUGUCUGAUCUACUACUGGUUGGAGCUCCCAUGUUCAUGAACGAACAGCAGAAGGAGAUUGGGAAAGUCCAUCUCCUCUCCUUCACAAAGGGCAUCCUAAGUGUUCAGGGGUUCCUGAAGGGUCCGUCCCCAGUGGAGAACGCUCGUUUUGGGAUGUCUGUCUCAGCGGUGCCUGACCUCAACAUGGAUGGCUACAGUGAUGUGGUGGUGGGAGCCCCACUGGAAGACAACAAUAAAGGUGUAAUCUAUGUCUUCAACGGGGACAAGAAGAGACUCAGGACACAGUAUUCCCAGAAAAUCCUGGGCUCCAAGCUGGACCCUGCGUUGCAGUACUUCGGGAGGUCCAUGGACGCCAGCUCCGACUUAAACGAUGACACCAUACCAGAUGUCUCAGUGGGGGCUUAUGGAAUGGUGGUCCAGCUCUGGUCUCGGGGUAUGGCCGUGGUGACAGCGAGGGCAACCUUCAACCCUGACACGGUCAGCAUCCUGAGUAAGACGUGCAGGGUCAGUGGGAGGCUGGUGUCCUGCUUCAACACCUCAGUCUGUUUCAGCGCCACCUUCAGGCCCAAGAUACCUGUAGGACCUGUGGCUAUCAGGUUCAACCUGACCCUAGAUGCUGAGCUCCAGUCGUCUCGUGUCACCUCCAGAGGUCAGUUCAGGAACUCAGAGAGAGUCCUGCAGAAAGACAUCCGGGUUUCCACCAGGGAGGUCUGUGAGACACUAGAGGUCUUUGUCCAGGAGGCCCCUGACUUUGUGAGCUCAAUCGGUCUGCGUGUGGACAUCACUCUGCAGGACCCAGACUCCAGUCCUGUUCUGGAUGUUCUCAGUCCCACUGCCUGGGAGUUCUUUAUCCCAUUCUCCAAAGACUGUGGCUCUGACGAUGUGUGUUUGAGUGACCUGCUCUUGAAGUUGAAGAAAGGAGAGAUGAUUCCCAGCUCGUCUAGGAUGCUGGUCAGCUUUAAGGACAAGAGGCUCUCCUUCACUGUGUCUGUGACCAACAAGAAGGAGAAUGCGUACAACACCCAAGUCACGGCCACGUACUCCAAAAACCUCUUCUUCGCAUCCAUCAGUCCUCCAAGUGAUGGAACAGAGGUAAAGUGCACCUCCACCAAGGAGUCUCUUACCCUCUCAUGCCAGGUGGGGUACCCAGCUUUAAGGCAGAACCAAGAGGUGACAUUUGGAAUCAACUUUGACUUCAACCUGAAUCAACUGCAGACCGAAGCCGACGUGAGCUUUGAAGCUCUAAGUGACAGCACAGAGGCGAACCCGUCAGACAACCAAGCCUCUAUCUCCGUCCCUGUCCACUAUGACUCAGAGAUCUCCCUCUCCAGGGAAGCCAAUCUCAACUUCUAUGUGGUUGACAUGGACAAUGAAGCGAAGACCGCAGUUAAUACCUUCAAUGACAUCGGUCCUGAGUUCAAAUUCUCUCUGAAGGUCUCUACAGGGAACUUCCCAGUCAGUCUGGCCUACCUCACAGUCUCACUGCCCAGUGCUACAGCAAGAGGGAACCCAUUGCUGUAUGUGACAGGAGUCAAAACAGAACCUGCUGGCGAAGUGAGCUGUGAAGUAACCAGCCUCGUCAACCCUCUGAAGAUCAGUGAGAAGCCUUACACAGCAUCCUUCUCCAAGGAGAACCUAAUGGGCACAGAGGAUCUGAACUGUAAGACAGCCAAGUGCCAGCCUAUGAAGUGUGUCCUGAAAGACAUGGGGAUAAAGAGCGAUUUCUUCGUGAACGUGACCACGCGGAUAUGGAACGGUACCUUUGCUGCUUCAUCCUUCCAGUCCACUGUGCUGACUGUGAGCACAGAGAUAGAGACCUCCGAGCCUGAACUGCUGGUCGUCUCUCACAAGCACCUGACGGUUGGCGUCACCAUCAGUAAACCAGGGGUGAAAGGAGAGGUGCCUGUAGGCGUUAUUGCGGGCAGUGUGAUUGGAGGCCUGCUUCUAUUGGCUCUGGUCAUUGGCCUGCUUUGGAAGUUUGGCUUCUUCCGGAGAAAGUACAAGCAGCUGAUGCAGAACACUGAGGAGGAUGAUGCAGAGACCGAGGGACUGGAGAACACAGCAGAGUGAGAACCAGGCACGGGAAAGAACCCAUCUCGGAAACGACAAUGUGCCUACAGACUGAGAACACAUAAUGACCAACGGACCACAACCACACAUAAACAGUAACUGAACAAACAUGAGUUGUACAUACAUAUUGAGCCAAGGGCUUGUUAGUGGAAAGGGGCUGUCUGGUUGGGUUGGUGGCUUUAAAAUGGUUUGGGUGGUGAAGUGAAUGGAGUGUUUUGAGUGAGCAGAAAGACAUUGGCCCUCUGACCAUCAAACACAUCCAUACAAAGACCCCAUUAUGUCUGCCAUCUUGGAUCCUCUAUAGGAAAGUAAAUAAUCUACGGUGCAUUUUUUACUCAAUGAAUUCAUACUUGGGUACUUAUUUUUGUUCAAAUAAUUGUUGCUUUUAAGUCAUAGGCCUAUUGUUGGAUAAGAAGCUUGUGUAUAGUGCAUUUGUCAUCUCUCUGGAUGUUACUGUGCAAUUUACUGUGCAAUUGGUUGGAAAGCACAGAAGUAUAUUAUAAAUAUCCUUUCAAAUGGUUCUGGAAAAUAGCCUACGCAUAAGAGAUUGUAGACAGUCGGCAUGGUUAUCAUAUGUUGGCAUUUGUCAUGCUCAGCGUUUCCCUUUGCAAUGGGAGGGGUUUGACAUUCCCUUGAUGCUGAGGCAUCCUUUUUUUUUUUUUUUUUGAAAUGUGUGUGCCUAAUAGCAACAUUUGAACAGAAUCCACAACCCUUCUUUCCUACUUUCACUGGUGCACUUCCUGUCUCUGAGUGUCUCAGUCGCGGUGUUCCUGAGACAACACUGUAUAGUUACUACCAGCCGUACAACUGUGAAGACACCGGCUUUAGAAAAUACACUGUAUUCAGAUCAGAUGACUAUAAAAAUGGAUGGAUUUACUAUUUGUAAAAUGUUGCUAUAUCAGAGUAAAAGGCCGUUUUUGAAUGUGUAGAAAAUGAGAAUAUUUAUUGUGUGACUUAAAUCUGAAAUAUGUAUCAUUCAGAUACAUUAUCAUCCAUUUAAAAAGUGUUUUACUUAUUCCCUGCACAGCGAAAGUAGAAAUAAAAUAUUGGAAGCGUG
Messenger RNA from Oncorhynchus tshawytscha (Chinook salmon), 5019 nucleotides. Its product is annotated as integrin alpha-2. Gene Ontology annotation, molecular function: integrin binding. The transcript has 29 exons. Gene Ontology annotation, cellular component: integrin complex; external side of plasma membrane. Lineage: Eukaryota; Metazoa; Chordata; Actinopteri; Salmoniformes; Salmonidae. The record is from RefSeq and is a predicted model, not a curated record. Gene Ontology annotation, biological process: cell-cell adhesion; cell adhesion mediated by integrin; cell-matrix adhesion.